CGAGCGCCGACCGACGUAAUCGGCGACGGUGACGACGACUGACUUGGCACAAAGUUCUCCACUUUGCUCUAUAAACUCUAAAGAAAAGCACCAUGGCAGCCGUCCGUCAGCUUUUGCGCCCUGGAUCACUUGCACGCUUCACGGCAAGAUGGCGAAGCACUGCUGCAGAGCCAGCUGUUGCAACGUCUAGUUCAGGAAAGGGAGGUGUAUGCUUUGACCUGACUGAUGAGCAGAAGGAGAUUCAGGAGUUAGCUCGCAAAUUUUCACGAGAGGAGAUUGUGCCAAAGGCUGCAGAGUAUGACAGAACAAUGGAAUACCCCUGGGAAAUUGUCAAGAAGGGAUGGGAGCUUGGUCUCAUGAAUCCCCAUAUUCCCGCUGAAUUUGGAGGUAUGGCACUGGGAACCUUUGAAGGAUGCCUUAUUACUGAGGAGAUUGCUUAUGGCUGUACAGGUAUCCAGACAGCAAUGGAGGCUAACAACCUUGGGCAAAUGCCAGUUAUCAUUGCUGGCAAUGAUGAGCAGAAGAAAAAGUACCUUGGUCGCAUGACAGAGGAGCCAUUGAUGUGUGCCUAUGGAGUGACUGAACCUGGGGCUGGCUCUGACGUGUCCGGAAUCAAAACCCGAGCAGAGAAAAAGGGUGAUGAGUAUGUUAUCAAUGGCCAGAAGAUGUGGAUCACCAAUGGUGGAGUUGCUAACUGGUAUUUCCUGUUAGCUCGUACCAACCCAGAUCCCAAGUGCCCAUCAUCUAAGGCAUUUACUGGGUUCAUCAUUGACGGUGAUUCUCCUGGGCUGAUCAGGGGUCGCAAGGAGAUCAACAUGGGCCAGCGCUGCUCUAACACCUGUGGCUUUACCUUGGAAGAUGUUGUUGUGCCCAAAGAGAAUGUUCUCAUUGGUGAGGGUGCUGGCUUUAAGAUUGCAAUGGGUGCCUUUGAUCGCACUCGACCCCCUGUGGCAGCUGGAGCAGUUGGCCUGUCCCAGAGAGCCCUUGAAGAAGCCACCAAGUAUGCCUUGGAGAGGAAGACUUUUGGAACUCAUAUUGCUAACCAUCAAGCUGUGGCCUUCAUUUUGGCUGAAAUGGCAAUGGAGACCGAACUCGGCAGGUUGGCUUGGAUGAGAGCAGCCUGGGAAGUUGAUGAGGGUCGUCGCAACACAUAUUAUGCCUCCAUUGCCAAGGGCUUUGCUGGAGAUGCUGCUAACCGUGCUGCCACUAACUCAGUCCAGGUGUUUGGUGGCAAUGGAUUCAACACAGAGUACCCAGCAGAGAAGUUGAUGCGCGAUGCCAAAAUCUACCAGAUCUAUGAGGGCACAGCACAGAUUCAGCGCCUGAUCAUCGCAAGAGAGCAUCUGACCCGUGCCAAGAUGGGCCUUCUGUAAACACCACAUGGUUUAUUUUGUCCCAGAUAUUUUAGAGGCCUUGAAUGAUUUAAUGGCAACGCUAGAAUGAAAACGAAGUGUAAACUGAUUCCAUGUUAACUUCAAAACCAUAUUGGAUUGUUUUCUCAGGAAAAGAUAGCUAGUGAUUAUGUUACCAGUUUCCAGUUUGCUGAUAGGCUUGAAUUGGCUUUAUGGUAAUACAAGAAAAAAACAAAUAUGGAUUUACAGUUUGACAAAUGUCACUUUCACAGUUAUAUGGGAAAAAAUCAGAAAUGUAAGUAUGUCAAUUAUUUUAUGUAUUACAUCAUAACUAACAAGACAGUAUAUGCAAUUUUUGUCUAUUCAGAUACAGAGCAGUGAUACUGAAAUCUUUGUAUGAAUUGUUCAAAGUUAAAAUAAUUGUUAAGCAAAGUAUCUUCACUAUACUAAUGUUAUUGUGGUGCUAGGAAGUGGUUGCAAAGAAAAAUCUUGAUUAUCUUGUAAAGGUUUCUAGGAAAUAUUCUUCAAAAUCUUUAAAUAAUUUGGAAUUGGUUAACAGUUUGUACCAUUUAACAGGUUCAGUUUAUGCAACUAUCAAUGCAAUAUAAUGUAAUUGUAAGUGUAUAUAUUUUUAGAAUAAAAUAAAUAUAUUAUAAAUCUUU
Penaeus vannamei (Pacific white shrimp) is the source of this 2014-nucleotide messenger RNA. RefSeq names its product Medium-chain acyl-CoA dehydrogenase. The record is from RefSeq and is a predicted model, not a curated record. Gene Ontology annotation, biological process: medium-chain fatty acid catabolic process. Gene Ontology annotation, cellular component: cytoplasm; mitochondrion. NCBI's taxonomy places the organism in Eukaryota, Metazoa, Arthropoda, Malacostraca, Decapoda, Penaeidae. Gene Ontology annotation, molecular function: medium-chain fatty acyl-CoA dehydrogenase activity; flavin adenine dinucleotide binding.